This is a messenger RNA of Nothobranchius furzeri (turquoise killifish), 1573 nucleotides long. Its product is annotated as aquaporin-9. The record is from RefSeq and is a predicted model, not a curated record. Gene Ontology annotation, cellular component: basolateral plasma membrane; plasma membrane. Lineage: Eukaryota; Metazoa; Chordata; Actinopteri; Cyprinodontiformes; Nothobranchiidae. Gene Ontology annotation, biological process: glycerol transmembrane transport; water transport. Gene Ontology annotation, molecular function: water channel activity; urea transmembrane transporter activity; glycerol channel activity.
GCAGACACAGCACAUAUUAACAUUUAUAUUUUACAGUGAGUCCAAUAGGAAGCUGCGUAUUUGUCCAUUUUCCUCUUUGGCAUAUUUGGCAUCAACUUUCUAAAGUGAGAGUUGUUGAAACGGAUCAAUAGUCUGUGCUGAGUGGCUGCAGGCCAGGCAGCAGAGGUGGAGAUUUGACUCCAGAGGUUCUCGCUGCUGGACGGGUGUCAGUUUUUACCACUGAGCUACGACCCAAGAGAAACAUGAGGCAACACUGUGCCCUCAAACAUGGAAUAUUCAAAGAAUUCCUGGCAGAAUUCCUUGGGACUUUUGUCUUGGUUUUGUUUGGCUGUGGCUCGGUAGCUCAGACCGUGCUAAGUCGAAACACUCUUGGAGAGCCGCUCACCAUCCACAUCGGCUUCUCCGUGGGCCUCAUUAUGGCCGUGUAUGUGGCUGGUGGAGUCUCAGGGGGCCACGUGAACCCUGCUGUGUCUCUGGCCAUGGUGGUUUUGGGCAAGCUGAAGAUCUGGAAGUUCCCCUUCUACGUGAUGGCCCAGUUCCUCGGUGCUUUUGCGGGAGCCGCUGCGGUCUUUGGAUUAUACUAUGAUUCAUUUAUGGACUUCACAAGCGGGAUUCUGUCAGUGACGGGAAUCAAUGCAACUGCUCACAUCUUUGCCUCAUACCCUGCUAGGCACCUGUCAGUUCUUGGAGGCUUCAUCGAUCAGGUUGUGGGCACAGGUAUGCUCGUUCUCUGUAUUCUUGCAAUCAUCGAUGGUGGAAACAUUGGAGCUCCGAAAGGCGUGGAGCCGCUGGCCAUUGGCCUGAUCAUCAUGGCCAUUGGUGUGUCCAUGGGACUGAACUGUGGCUACCCCCUUAACCCAGCCCGAGACCUAGGACCCCGACUGUUCACGGCGGUGGCCGGAUGGGGGAUGGAGGUCUUCAGCACUGCAGACAACUGGUGGUGGAUCCCAGUAGCAGGACCCAUGGUGGGCGGCGUGGUCGCAGCCGUCAUCUACUUCCUGCUCAUUGAGCUGCACCACGUCCACAAUGAGCCCGAGAAAGCUCAUGAGGAGGACGAAGAGGAGGAGGAGGAGGAAGAGGACGAGGACAUCAGUCUGAAGGACAAAUAUGAGAUGAUCACCAUGAGUUAGAAAGAGACAGAGCAUCACACCUGACUGGUUUUUACCUGAUGAGGAACAGCCAGGAGAGUUCAGUAAUAAAUCCUCCAGGCCGCUUCAUUCUCUCUAGAGAUGCAUUUUUCAAAUCAGCACUGAAACCUCUAAAAGUGAAAUUACCAAAGAAAUACUGAAUAUUUUCCAGCUGAACAACCAUGAACUGUUUUCAGUUUCAGUUUGAAUUUCUGUUUUUAUAAAGGUAGGAAAAAUUCAUUCCUGUUACAUUUUAACCUAAUUGUUAUAAAUAAGUCACUGUGUAUGUAGAAGUCACUUUUACAUACACAGUGUCACCCCUUGUGUUUUUAUUACCAAAUCAUGUUCUAUUUUUGUUUAUAUUCUCUUCACACCACAAGGAUCUCUCCUUGAUGUUGAGUUUUUGUUUUCAAGUAUUUUACUCAUUAAAAUGUAUAUAAAUAUCA